Molecule: messenger RNA, 780 nt
Organism: Salvia hispanica
Lineage: Eukaryota; Viridiplantae; Streptophyta; Magnoliopsida; Lamiales; Lamiaceae
Source: RefSeq, a predicted model, not a curated record
AUGAAGAGAGAGAAAAUCAACACCCUCAAGCAAAAAUGCAAUGAUGGUUCGAAUUAUACCAUGUACGAGGUGGUGGCAGGCCACGUGUGGCGCUGCGUCAGCAUUGCCCGCGGCCUGCCACCAGAUCAGGAAACGAAGCUGCAGUUACCGGUGGACGCGCGGCAGAGGCUACGGCCCCCUCUCCCGCUUGGAUACUUCGGGAACGGGAUCUUCUACACCGGCGCAUUUGCUCUGAUUGGGGAGCUGGAAUCGAAGCCGUUGAAGUUUGCGGUGGAGAAAGUGCACGAGGCAAUCGUUAGGGACGAUGCAUACAUGAGGUCUGCUAUGGAUUACUUGGAGUUGCAUUUGCGAAAUGUGGAAGGCAUUGUUCGCAGCCAAAACAAUGUGAAAUGCCCCAAUUUCGGGAUAACGAGCUGGGUAAGGCUGCCGGUUCACAAGGCGGAAUUCGGGUUGGGGAAGCCUGUUUUUAUCUGUCCUGGCGGAGCUCUCUCAGAAGGAAAGAGUUUUCUGUUUUCUGAUCAGGAAAAUGAAGGGAUCGUGUUUCUUGCAAUCACGCUGCACCAACCACAUAUGGAACGAUUUCAGAAGUUGCUAUACAACAACGAUUCAUGCAUCAUGUCUAAUAUUUAAGCAUUCUAGUAAUAAGUUCCUUCUUUUUAUUGUUCACGGUUGGUUAAUGUGUGUCCAUGUGUGUUUGUACUACUAAGAAUUGAACUUCAACUAAGAAAUGUUUUUAUUUGAACUCAUCUACUUAUAGUAUUUGACUAUGAGUAUUUUCUA